CCAGGGUCAGACGCAGCUGGUGGGUUCAUUUAAUUCAGUAUUGUGAGCGGAGGGGUCGGUCCUGUUAGAGUACAGGGCACUUGGGUAAACGUUUAGUUUAUGGUCACUUUCUAUGCAAGGAUUAGUGACGAAAAAAGAUUAUUAUAAAUCGUAAAGCUGCGCUUCUGUUUGUGCAGAUCUUUUCAGACUUCUGGCAAAAGUAUUCUGCUGAAGGAGUUUGGAGGAAGCUGCCUCACUCUGAAGGAUGGAGCCCCAGGAGUCAGAUGUGCAGUACAGCCGCUGGAAUGAGACCUGCCAGGAUGAAGUCAACAUCAAUGUGUCUUCCACAUCCACACUACAGGGGAUCUCCAAGCAGCUGUGCACAGGGACGCUUGGCAUUGCCAUGAAGCUGAUAGGAGCGCUUGUUAUUCUGAGCCUCGUUUUCAUCAUUGGAUAUGUCACCGGCUACUACAUACACAAGUGAAAAUAAGGGAUGUUUCAUUUGAUCACAGAGCAAAAACUUUAUGAGUUGUGCAACAAAAGAAAAGCAUUGUGCUCAGUGUGUAUCCACCAGCAGUUUGGGUUUGGUGAUUGUUAGAAUUGAAACCAUCAAGGCUCAGGAAGUAAACAGCUGUUCAAUUCUUAUGCUCUGCUAAAUCAGAAAUAUGUGCAACCAGGAGAGAAAAUGGGGAGGAAUAUUAAGUUGGGUUCACCUGACAAGUCACCAAUGAUAUGUCAGCUGGACCCAGAUAAAUAUUGAUACACAUUAAUUGAUACACAUUAAUUUGCUUUAUUGCAGGGAUUUAUAACUGCAACAUUCAAUCUGUCAGAAAUCUGGUCAGGUUAAGCAGAUAAAUAAAAGUUCUUGGGAUUUUUUCUGCUUUGAUACCUACCGUGUUCAUUUGCAAAGCCUGUAGCAUGUGAAAGAAAUUCAUUUCUUUACUGUUCUCUCAAUAUAUUCUUUAUCAGAAGGAUAUUAACAUUGCCAAGAAAUCGGUUUUAUCUUUAUAAAUAAUAAGAACCCUGAGUUCAGGUGACUGGACAUGUAGUUUUACUGUUCCUUUUUAUAGACUAUUACUGCCAAUCCUCAGUGUGAAGACUGUUUAUUCUGUAGAUGUAUAUAGAAAUAAUAGAAUAUCCUCGAUCUGUAUUUUAUCAAUGAUUUUCCAAUAAAUCAACUUCAUAUA
Acipenser ruthenus (sterlet) is the source of this 1166-nucleotide messenger RNA. Its product is annotated as small integral membrane protein 1. The record is from RefSeq and is a predicted model, not a curated record. Lineage: Eukaryota; Metazoa; Chordata; Actinopteri; Acipenseriformes; Acipenseridae. The coding region runs from base 245 to 463 and encodes 72 amino acids. The transcript has 3 exons.